Molecule: messenger RNA, 313 nt
Organism: Symbiodinium pilosum
Lineage: Eukaryota; Dinophyceae; Suessiales; Symbiodiniaceae
Source: the annotation of a GenBank genome assembly
GCGGCACCGACGUGGACAUGCCAACGGAUGAAGAAGGUGCCACGACUACGAUGGAGGAAGAAACAACUACUGAGGAAGUGACGACCGAAGCACCCACCACCAAGGCACCCACUACCAAGGCACCCACCACCAAGGCACCCACUACCAAGGCACCCACAACCAAGGCACCCACAACAACUAAGGCGCCGACAACCACAAAGGCAGCACCGCCAGCGAACUCUAAGCCCUGCAGCCAGAUCAUGGCGAUAGGCACGUUCUCAUGUCAGCUUCUCCAUGAUCGAUCGAAAAUGAGCUACGCGGCGAUCGACACCGU